AUGGCGGGACACGGACACAGCCAUGGAUGUGGGGAAGACCACGACCACGAUGUACACACCACCGAAGAACAGAGGGGAGCGUUAUUCAGUCUUUACUUGAAGAUCGAUACUGACAAAGUUCAGUGUUUAAACGAAACGAUCGAUGGAUCUGGGAAGACAGUUUUUAAGCCAUGGGAUAAGCGGAAAGAUAAAGAGAAUUUUGUGGAAAGUGAUGCUGAUCAAGAACUACUGUUGAAAAUUCCGUUUACAGGCAAUGUGAAGUUAAAAGGAUUGAUUCUUAUAGGAGGUGAAGCUGAUACUCAUCCCAGCAAAGUUAGAUUAUUUAAGAAUCGACCUAACAUGAAUUUUGACGAUACUGGGUGUGAAGCAGAGCAGGAGUUCAUGUUAAAUCCUGACCCUGAGGGGGAAGUCGAAUACACCACAAAAAUAGCCAGAUUCUCAGGUGUUCAUCACUUGUCCCUGCACUUCCCAUCAAAUUUUGGAGCUGACUCCACUAAGAUUUAUUACAUAGGGUUAAGAGGAGAUUACACAGAGGCUCGACGACAAGAGGUUACAAUUUGUACAUACGAAGCUAGAGCCAAUCCUGCUGAUCAUAAAACCAACCUUCUUGAUUCAGUGAAUCAUGCAAUCCAGUGAUAGGAGUGCUACAGUUUCUUCUGGCAUGAUUGUCGAUUUAUAUGGUCAGAUAUGUAAACAUCAUUACCUCCGCUUAAGACACACUAUCGUUUGGUUGCUUUGGCUGUUCCCAGUGGGCCAUUCUUAAGUGAGGUACACGCAGUGGAACAUUUUGACAGGAUGAACAAAUAAAUGAAAGCAACCAGUGAAAUUAAUAUGGAACAAUCUGUGUUCGCUAUAAGGAUUCCAGUUGUGCUUUCUCCACUUGUUUCAGAAUUUUUUUAGGUAAAUAAUUCAAAUUUAUUCCUGUUAAAUAUGCAUUCUGCUGUUCAGAUUAACCAAAGUGUUCUUUACAAUAUGGAUGUAUUGAAAAAAUCAUUUAAGAUUGCAAUAUAAAAUGUAAGAUCAAAUUUGGAGUAAAAAGGAAACAUAAUGUGAGAGAACAUUAAAAAGUAAUGCUACUUUUGGCUAAAAAUUUUAAAAAUGUCGUAGCUUUUCCAGAUUUAUUUUAUAAAUAACACAUUUAUUUUAUAAAUAAAUCUAUUGUUUUACUAUAGAUGACCCUGUCUACUAGGUAAAUUAUGUUGCUGCCUGACUUGUUCAAGAUAAGAAACUACUAAGCAUUUAAAAAUGUUCAUUUAGCGAAUCCUGGUUGCCUCAGCUCUUUAGAUGUGGCUGUUUAGUGGUUCGGCGGAUACAACAGGCCGCCUGUGAAUUACCUCCCUUGUCACACGACAGCAGCUUGAAGCAAUGCCAGGUUAUUUUUGAGGAAUGAUUUGGACCUCCUCUAAUGAGGUAGGCAAGCAGGUCAUGACAGAGACAACCAUUUUCAAGAAAACAAUGUCGAAAAACAUGACAACCAUCGAGAGUUGCAGAAAUGUUGAGAGAUCUUUAAUGGAAUCAGUGUUUUUUCAGCUUGGCUAAAAUAUACAAUAUCACUGAAGCUCUGUGUUGUACAUUUAUUUUAUUAGGGAAUAUUUAAAUUUCCUCUGAAUGUCGUCUUAUAACCACAGCUUACAACAAGACAUUUAAGUUGGAGAGUUGCAUCAAGGGGAGGUACUUUGGUGCCACCCUAUUUGGUGUGAUAGUUUAUGUGAUUUUGACUAGAUAAUUCUUGCUGGCCUUAAAAGGACAAAGGAAAAACUUACUUACACCAGUUCCAAUGGAAAGAAUACCAUUUCCUCAAAGUUGUCAUUAAAGCAUACAAAUCUCUGCCAAAGUGAACUGUGUUUUCAUGCUAACUGUUGUCUGGGAGUCCAAGUUGUAAAAUCCACUUCUUCUUGAGUUAAUGGGUGAUUGUUGUACAUCCAUACAUCAACCAGAAAAUGCAUUGUUUGUGCGAGGAUUAACUUCACCUUCGUAGUUAAUUUGGUCCUGAAACGACAGGU
Molecule: messenger RNA, 2003 nt
Organism: Liolophura sinensis
Lineage: Eukaryota; Metazoa; Mollusca; Polyplacophora; Chitonida; Chitonidae
Product: PITH domain-containing protein 1-like
Exons: 6
Coding region: 1-636 (211 amino acids)
Cellular component (GO): nucleus
Source: RefSeq, a predicted model, not a curated record